Molecule: messenger RNA, 810 nt
Organism: Brugia malayi
Lineage: Eukaryota; Metazoa; Nematoda; Chromadorea; Rhabditida; Onchocercidae
Product: Cold-shock DNA-binding domain containing protein
Exons: 6
Coding region: 1-810 (269 amino acids)
Biological process (GO): regulation of gene expression
Cellular component (GO): nucleus
Molecular function (GO): nucleic acid binding
Source: RefSeq, a predicted model, not a curated record
AUGGCUGAAACCAACAACAAGCCGGAGGGCCAUUACGAGCAACCAAAGACUGAAACGCCCUUGAAUGACGAAAACCACAUUGACGGCAAGAAAAUCGUUGCACGUCACAUACAGGGCACCGUUAAGUGGUUCAACGUCAAGAACGGCUAUGGGUUCAUAAACCGCGCUGAUACAGGCGAUGACAUCUUCGUUCAUCAAACGGCUGUCACAAAGAACAAUCCAAACAAGUAUUUGAGAUCACUAGGCGAUGGUGAAAAAGUGGAGUUCGAUGUCGUGGAGGGACAAAAAGGCCCAGAAGCAGCGAAUGUAACUGGUCCGAAUGGUAGUAACGUGGAAGGUUCGAGAUAUGCAGUUGAUAAAAGCGAUAUGCGAGGAAGAGGACGAGCUUAUCGCCGACGUUUCUAUUAUGGUUAUCGUCCGGGCAGAGGUGGAGCGAGACGUGCGAACUCUGAGGGUGAUAGAGCUGAUGGUGAAAGUGGCGAUAAUGAAGAUGGAGGAAGACGCGGGCGUGGAGGAUUCCGUGGACGCGGACGUGGCCGUAGUCGUGGACGAGGGCGUGGUCGUGGUGGACAGCGUCGCCGUGCAUCGGAAGGAGACCAUCAGGAGGGUACAACGGAGGACCAAUUAAGUGGUGAAAAUGUUGCGCGGAAAGGUGGCCGCGGACGUGGUCGUGGUGGCAGAGGUCGUCGAGGGGUUCGCAACCUUGAUGCCAUGAAUGGUGAAAUCGGAAACAAUAUUCAUCUAGCUUCUGAUGGUGAGAGUAAAGAAAAUGAACGUCCAAUUGGAGAUAUGAAGCCGUCUGAGCAAUAA